AGUGGGAUCACUUGAAGAAUGAUGAGCUCCAAGGAAGGGGAAACUAUCCGCUUCUUCCAGUAUGUCGAGGAGAAUGGACUGAAAGCUUACAACGGCCUGCUGGCUCAGAACCUGGACCACGCCAGGAAUGAGAAGAAUAGGCUGUACCUGCAGGAGAAAAACGACAAGAAGAGAAAGCAGGAGGAAGCCAUAAGGAGGACGGGGGAGGACAUAGUAGCAACAGAAGGCAAGCACUUACGUAUGGGCUCCAUCACCAUGCCAGACCCGCAGGAACGCAUGCCCAUGCCCCAUCCGCACGCUCUGGCCUGUGGGCAGGGCUUCUCCGUGCGCUCCCAGUCCCUCCACUCCGUGGGCGGCAGCGGUGGGGGCGGAGACGAAGAGGUGGGGAGCCCGACCUCCAGGAAGCAGCCCCCGCCCAAGCCCAGGAGGGACCCGGCCACCAAGCUGAGCAUGUCGUCCGAAGCGGUGGACCACAGCCCCGUGUCGGCCUGCCGUGGAGACAGAUGCGAUGAUGUUCAAGGAUGCAGUGAGGACUGCCGGCGGCUGCCACCGCCCAAACCCAAGAGGAACCCAAACACACAACUGAGCGUUUCCUUCGACGAGUCUUACAUCAAAACUCACAGCGGUGGAGUGUGCCCGGCCAAAGCGCUCCACCGCAGCUGCUCCCCGUGCGAGCGCAACGCCUCGCCGCCGCACAGCGACGACAGCCCCACCGACGACUGCGAGGACGAGCCCGUCUACAUCGAAAUGGGCGGGAUAGACGUCGGGGCGCGAGAACUCUCGAAAAGCGAGGACGAGGAGCCGGGGGAGUCGGUGUACGAGGAGAUGAAGUACCCCAUGCUGGAUGAUAUGGAGUACCGUACUGACCCGGUGGGGUGUCGCUCGGCAUGUCCCACCCCUGCACCGUAUGACCCCGAACCUCUCAGCCGAUGCUCCACUCCGAGAAACAUUCCUUUCUGUGACAUUCCUGCUCCGUUUCCCAACUUACUUACUCACAGGCCUCCACUGCUGGUGUUCCCUCCAGCCCCGGCCCAAUGCUCGCCCAAUUCGGACGAGUCCCCCCUCACCCCGCUUGACGUUACCAAAUUGCCGAUGAUGGAGAACCAACCUUAUAGCAAAUCGCCGACCUCUUCCGCCGAGCCAGCCUCUUCGGCUCACGUCCGUAGAGAGCUGACGGCCACCCCGACCCUCACCGUUUCUGGCCGCUCCUCCGCACCUCCCCUGCCUUGUACGCUCUACAAAUCGUCCACCUCACCGUCCUACCAACGCAGCCACUCGGCGUGCCCGUCCCCGGUCAGCAUAGGGCGCUGCCUGACCCCGUUGAGCCUCAUGCGAACGCCGCCCUUCGACGCUGCGGUGCCAUUUCCGGGGGGGCUGCCGAGAAGCGCCUCGGCCACCCCUCAUGGCAAAGGGUCACCGCCCCAAGAUGGUGUGGCACGACUCCAUGGCUCCAUGCAGAAUGUGUCGACGGGGCGUUCGCGGACACCCACCAGCCCGCUGGAUGAACUGACCAACCUGUUUACCACUGGCAGGAACAUGCUGAAGAAAAACGCCAGUGGGAGAAAAUCCAAAGAGCCCGGAGAGACGGAGUCCAAAAGUAAGUCCCACGGUGAGUCCAAACGUGAAGGCAAGGAACGGCACGGUCACAGCAAGGAAUCCAAGCGAGACUCGAAGGAGCGCCACGGCAAAGAGUCCUCUCAUCGCAGAGACAGAGACAGAGACAAAGACAGGGAUAGAUCAAACAACAUAGAGUCACUGGCCCACAGGCGCAACAGCAAAGACCGAAGCAACGUGGAUGCAGCACUCGUCCGCAGGGACAGUCGGGAAGGCAGAGACCAAGGCUACAGCAGUGUGGAGGCCAUUCCAGUUAGGUGGGAUUCUAAAGAAAGGAGCUGCAGCUCCGUGGAACCCAUUCCAUUGAUAAGAAGAGACUCAAAAGAUAGAGGGAUUAGCAAUGGAGACCUGAUGGCGAGGCAAGACAGUAAGGACAGGGGUCCAGGACACGGAAUGGAGUCUUUAGUCAAACAGGAAAACAAGGACAGAGAGCGACUCCUCGAUCAGGCGCCAGAGUUGUUACCCAGACAAGACAGCAAAGAGGGUGCUCGAAACGGUGGAGACUGCUGCAGACACGACGGCAGAGAGCGACUGCUGGAUCAGCCACCGGAGCUCAUACCCCGACAGGAUAGUAGAGAGCGUGUGAGAAAUGGGCUGGACUCAAAGCACGAUAGCAGAGACAAGCCACCUGAGCUUCUGCCCCGACAUGAGAGCAAAGACAGAUUUAGAACUGCGUCCGAAUACAGGUAUGAUAGCAAAGACUAUCGUCCCGAUUCAUUAGCCCGACAAGACAGCAAAGAGAGGGCGAGGAACGACAUGGAGCACAGACACGAGGGCAGGAUAGACCAGCCGCCUGAGAUCCUUCCCAGACAAGAGGCACCCAGGAGCAGCAGCAGCAGCAGCAGCAGCAGUAAAGAAAGGUCAGGAUUUGUCCCCGAAUCAAAGCAUGAGGGAAGAGAGAGAAACGUCCACAACGGAGACCUUCCACCACCUUUUCUACCAAGGCAGGACAGUAAAGAUCUGAGCCGGACUGGCCUGGAAGUAAGACCGGACAGCAAGGACAGAAGUCCCAAUGGCUCGGAUCAGCGUCAGUACGAUGGUAAGCUCCCAAAGAGCCCUACCGCGAUGGAGUACAGGUGCGACAGCAAAGAAAGGGGACACCGAUGUGACGGAACGCCACGACGAGAGAACAGAGCAAAUCAGAGUACGCACCCGUCCAAAGCACAAGAGAGAAGCGGGAGCACAGUGUCGGGCCAGCAUUCCUGCACCACCACGCCUACCCACCACAGCAGAACGACGGGGAGCCCGCCGAUGACCGCGGGCACCGGAAAUGAUAUGAAAGCAGCGCCUAAGUAUGCCCGCUCGCCUUCCAUGUCCGCUAACCCGUCCCCAAUCGGGACGCCACAAAGGAGAGCGGCAGAGGCCCAUCACAGCCAGAUGCCCCAGAUGCCGUGGAUCUGCGGCGACACCACCAUGCUGGAGCAGAUUGAGAGGAAGCGAACACUCUGCAAAGAAAUCCGGUCCAGGCAACAUCCUCAACUGCAGCGGUAUCUGGAGAGGCCUCCUCCGGACAGGAGUGAGGAUCGGCCAAGUCAGUGCAAGCAAGAGAGUGCCCCGGUCCUCCCGCCUUGCGGGAAGAGCGGCGGGGUCAAAAAGAUCCGUCCUCCUCCUUACCCAACGCAGACAACUGUAUUCUGGGACACUGCCAUCUGACUUGAUCCAAACACACCUCCCAUGUGCCACACAAGCCAGAAUGAGCCCCCAUCCUCACCCCCCGAGGGAUCAUCCAGACAAGCAAGCAACUAGAGCACCAGAAGGAUGAUGCUCACUGAUGUCAAAGGACAAUGGUGUUACCAUAGCAAUAUUUCCGCUUGUUCAGGUUGUCAUGCUGGUGAUAUUUGAUAUUUUUCUAUUUCAUGUGGCUGGAUUCUUGUAAUAUCACCAGUAGAGUAGAUAUUUGAUCAAUAGAUAUUUUCUAAAUCAGAUGGGGAUUCAAGAGCGUCCAAAAUGAUGGAUAGCAGAUGGAGAUGCCAUCUAACCUUUUGUUAUUUUAGGAUUCGUUUUUAUGUUUCGCCGAUUACUUUGACCUUAAAUACUCGAUGAAUACCUGUCCUGUGGUUUUUCUUUCGACCCGACACCUUUCGAAAGCACUACUUAAGAUGAAUGAUGUAUUCCGUUUUGUCUUCAACUAUUUGAAAUGUUCACUGUUGUGUUGUCAGCCGAGGAGUCGUGUCGACAUUAGGGAAGGGUUUGAUCGAUUGUUAAGUGAGUGAGGAGAGGAUUGUCGAUUGGAAGCAUUUAAGACAAAAUGGAGUGCACUAAUUCAGUCGGUUCAUUUUUCAUGUGAAAAAACGCAACAUGGCAGCUAUGUGAAGUUGAGCUUCAUCCGCACAUUUUUCACUAUCGUAAUACAACACUGUCAUCCACUCGACUUUGGAAGAAUCCCAAAAGGAUUGUCCAAUCCCAUUACGCCAAACAACGACAAAGAAAUGGAGUGAAAUGCCCUUCCCUAACGGACAUGCUGUAGAUUGCUAUCCGCGCCCACUUUUGCUCAUUUCAAAUGUACCAUGGAAAGAAGUCACUUCAUCAGUCUCUUAGAGGGGGGGAAUUUUGUCAGAGUGUAGUAGGAUGACAGAGGAAAUGUGACGAUGAUAUCUGUAGUAUUGAACCACACCAAUACGGGUGUGUCGUAGCAAAUUAGAAAAGACAUUAACAGUAGGAUUUCCAAAACCAGCCAAAGCCUGUUUUAAGCGAGAAACUGUGUGGUGGCACUCUGGAGGGGUUGGUUAUUCAAAAUGGCAAUCCACUCGACGCCGGCGCCUUUACUUUGCCAUGCACACUGCAAGUACCAGUACACAGUGUAAAUACUUGAUGCCAAUAACCAGCCUGUACAAUCAACACCUGAGCUUUUAGAACCUGUCUUGAUUUUACUGCAGAUUAUAAUAGCCAUAUGCACUUGCUUAAGAAAUACCUUUCAAGAUGAUGCUUAUAUACAGUAUAUAUUUUUGAAAACGUGACAAGUAGCGAGCUGUGCCACGUGCCGCGUUUUAUUUUGCCAGGGAAGUCAAAGCUCCAUUCGGGAUCGGCUGUGUGUGUGUGUGUUUGACAUGCAGUCAAUGACUGAUUGGUUGCCCCCGGAUCGAUUGCGAUUGGCUGGAAACAUUUACGGAGAUCAUCGAGGACCUAUGUCAUGGCCAACAGCUCAAGAAAUGAAUUUAAGGACAGGGGCUUGCACAAAGGCCUCCAAAUCUCGGGGGGUUGCCAAGAAAACUGCACUGCCCAUCAUCGUUCCAUCACAUCCAAUCAGGCUGGUAACAAUGUUCCUUCUCCCUCAGCUGUCUCCCUCUACCUCAACCUCCUGUUUUCAUCAUCUCAAUUGGUUCCCUUUUGCACAUUCAAAUGCAAUGUCCACAUUGCCAAAUAGUAUGGGUUGGACGGAUGAGCUACAGCCCUCAGAGUGCAAGUGCAGUAACCCCCUCUCGUGGUGCCAAUCAGCACCGCAGCCCUCCUCCGUGUUGUACCGAUACGAGAGAGAGAGAGAGCCAGAGAGCCAGAGAGCCAGAGAGCCAGAGAGCCAGAGAGCCAGAGAGCCAGAGAGCCAGAGAGCCAGAGAGAGAGAGAGAGAGAGAGCGUGCCAGGGAGUGACCUCUGUGUUUGUGUGUGCCUAGCUACACUGUAUGCAAGCUG
This is a messenger RNA of Syngnathus typhle (broad-nosed pipefish), 5241 nucleotides long. RefSeq names its product neuronal tyrosine-phosphorylated phosphoinositide-3-kinase adaptor 2b (gene nyap2b). The record is from RefSeq and is a predicted model, not a curated record. Lineage: Eukaryota; Metazoa; Chordata; Actinopteri; Syngnathiformes; Syngnathidae. Bases 19 to 3267 code for a protein of 1082 amino acids. Gene Ontology annotation, biological process: phosphatidylinositol 3-kinase/protein kinase B signal transduction; neuron projection morphogenesis. The transcript has 6 exons.